Pseudomassariella vexata is the source of this 1782-nucleotide messenger RNA. RefSeq lists its product as uncharacterized. The transcript has 3 exons. Lineage: Eukaryota; Fungi; Ascomycota; Sordariomycetes; Amphisphaeriales; Pseudomassariaceae. The coding region runs from base 1 to 1782 and encodes 593 amino acids. The record is from RefSeq and is a predicted model, not a curated record.
AUGGCAUACAGGACUUCUACUGGUCGUGUGAACGAGUAUGAUGAUCGUGACUAUUACCCCCCAGGACCACCCCGCCGUCCCCUCUCGACCCGCGGCUAUGACGACCUCGACUUCGAACGACGGGAGACUCGUGGAAGCCCACCUCGACGAGCACCAGUUCGCGAGUACGAAGACACUGAAAUAUCCAUCCGUGAACGGGAGCGGACUGAACGCACCCCGGCCUUCCUACGAGAAGAGCCCAGGCGAGGUGAGGCUGGUGCGCUGGUAUUACGCGCAAGAGAGAUCGAGACAAUGGAUCGACGACGACCUCGCAGCCCCAGUCCUGUACGCCUGCGAGAGCGUGUUGUAGAGCGGCGAAAAAGCCUCAGUCCGCCGCCGGCCGAGCGGACUCGCACCCGAAUUAUCGAACGCGACCGAGAGAGAUCCCCCGCACCUCCGUCAAUGACCAUAGAGAGAAGGCCUCGAUUCAUAGAGAGGGAGCGGUCACCCUCGCCAACAACACUAGUGCGUGUCGAAUCACGCCACGUCGAGCGACGCAGAGAGAGGUCACCGACGCCGACGCCCGACAGGGAAGAAGAACGCAUUCGCAUCGUCCGCCACGAAAGAAUACCAUCUCCAACCCCCUCUCCUUCUCCGCCGCCUCCGCUGCCAGCGCCGCCUGUCAUCCGUGGUCCCACCAUUGAGCGAGAGGUCAUCACUCACUACAGAGAUAUCGACCAUGGUGUCGAACGAGCGAAGGCUCCAACCCCACCGCCGCCCGCUCCUCGUCCCUCACGUGCCAGGGAGCGUGAAACUGACAUUGACAUAUAUACCUCUCGCGGCGAAACCGAGGUUGACAUCCACAAGCGCACCCGGUCCCGCUCGCGGCCUGCAGAGCGCCGGCCUGAGCGACCUCAACCUGCCACUCGCCCUUCUUACUACGACGAUGAGGUCAUCGUGCAGAACGACCGCGACCGCUUGCGCAUCAGCUCCGAGCACAAUCAUCGCCGUGCACACUCCGCUGCGCCUCAAAGACCUGGCUAUGAUGAGGAGGCCGAUGAGAUCACUGGCAAAAUUAACUCCCGCGGCCGUAUGGGCGAAGCCCUCAACGGCGCCACCAAAGACUGGGCCAUCAUUGACGUGCCACCCGGUACGGAGCGUGUACGCAUGGAUGGGGUUGGCGGUGGUGGAGCCGAAGUCACCUGGCAGCGGUAUAGUGGUGUUCGGCGAGCCAAAUUUAUUCCCGAGCGCGACGGUACGGUUGUCUCCAGCAGCAGCACUUCCGUGAACGAGCCGACCUCCGAGCGAGACCGGCUGAGCGUACAGGUUUAUGACUCGCACCGGGACCCGUCCCGAGACCGAUCCGUUGCCGUAGAGGAUGUCCAUGACACACGCAUUUCUAUCCGUGAUCGUGAUCGUGAUCGUGACCGUGAGCGCGAAAGACGGCCUGUCAAGAAGCAGCAGGAGAUGUGGACCGAAAUCACCAAGGACUUGGUGAUUCGCGAGGCCAUUGAUCAGCUCGGCUACGAGUUCGAGGAAACUGAAUACUUUUUCUACGUCAUGCAGUAUCUGCGUUAUGAGGAUGUUCUGGAGCUCGUCAAUGUUUCCGACUCGAUCCGCAAAGCUCGCAGAGAGAGAGCGAGAGAGAUUGAGUGGGAGAGAGAGGCCAGAGAGAGAUGGGAGCGACGUCACCGACCGCGCCACUCUGGCAGCUGGGACAAGUACGAUGACGAGCGGGUUUAUGAGCGCGAGCGUGAAGUCAUUGUUGAUCAUCAGCGACCAGUCCGAGGGUACUUGCGUUGA